Messenger RNA from Symbiodinium sp. CCMP2456, 3210 nucleotides. NCBI's taxonomy places the organism in Eukaryota, Dinophyceae, Suessiales, Symbiodiniaceae. The record is from the annotation of a GenBank genome assembly.
AUGUCGAUGUACGUCACGGCCCGAGGAGGCACUCCGCUUCCGGCACUGGGCCCGCGUGUGGAUGACGACUUGGGAACACUGUCACCGCUCAGCCGGGUCAGAUCAGUGCCGACAGAAUCCCCAUCUCCACCAGCCGACAGCUCAAUGCGAGCUUCCUACUCCAGGACUGCCAGAAGAGGUUUCGGAGACGCUGCGGGCAGCACUCGAGGCUUCGGCAAUACCCGGACUGGAGCUGCUGAUGGGAGUGAUGGCUACAUGGAGCAGACGGGCGGAUGGUCGGUGAGACACACACAGAGCGGGCUGCAGCGAGGGGGCGAAGGUGCUUCAAUGCGGCGUAGCAGGAGCACCUUCAAUCCCUAUGGCAGCAUGACAGGCACGAGCAGGCACGAGGGCGACUUCUAUCAGGAGAAGAUGGCAAAUCUGCCUUCCGUUGGGACCCAGUCACCCCCACGUCCGAGCACGCGUGAAGCCAUCGCGAGCUUGCGCGCAGAAGGCCUGGAUACGGCUGAGACUCAAGUCCGCAAGCUGGCAAGCCUGCCGAGCGCCAACGAAUCGGUUGAGGAGCUCUACCGAAAGCGCGGGCACGAAGAUGCAGUGCCGCCACUGCAAAGACAGAUUCAUUCGAUGCCCGACCUGCACAGUGACCCUGCCAAGACCGAGGCCUCGCAGCGAUAUAACGAUGACGUUGAUCGGUUGCUACGGCGACUAUUGGUGGAUGUCAACAUCUCGCACAAGUCUUUGCCGUCUUUGCCAGCACAGCGUCAGAUCUGCACCCAUUUGGACAAGGUGCACACUUGGUUCGACCGAAGUCGGAGUGCUGCGAAAGACUUGAUGGAGAGUGGUGGGGCCAAGAAGCCCUCGACAGCAAAGUCGCCGACACAGGCCGGUAUCUACCUGCCAGCUGGCAGCCCGCCUCUGCCUGGAUCAGUGAAGUGGCAACGUCCCGAGCGCAAGAAGAUCGCAAAAGCAGCCAAAGGAGACAGCAAACUGGAGCAUCGGCCGGAGUCUCCCGCAGCUCUCGAUGAUAGCCUGGCAGACUGCGAAACGGGCGAUGAAGGAGAGUUGCUGGAUGCACUGAGCGACUCAUGUAGUGUUGAGUUGCUGGGUCUAGGCGUCACAACCCAGGCUGCUGCUGUGGCCACAGCAGUACCAGCCAUGCAGGAGGACAAGGCCUAUGAGCGUCUCUGUGUGGACUAUCAACACUUGCUGUUUCUUCUGGAGCGUGCGGCCGUGUGCAGCGCAAGCUCGCUUGCGACUUCCACUCCGAACACGGCCGACAAAGGUGCAGCCGCCUUCUUGCGAAGGAUCUCUGGUCUGUCGCUCGCAACAGUUGAGGAGGACGGUCAGGGUGCAGCACCGCAACCGCCACAAGAAGCAGAGACCGGAGGAGAAGGGGCAGCAGACGGUGCAGAUGCAGCUCCAGCUGCUGCUGAAGGUGCUGCAGAGGAGGCACCGCAAGAAGAGGCUGCACCUGCUGCGCCGGCAGCUGGGGAGGGCCCUGGCGAGGCAGCCAUCGACCUCGUGAUUCUACCAGAGGGCUAUGGUCAGACCAAGCAGAUUAAUAUCGACCGCCCCGUGGGAAAGAUCCGUGGUGACUUGGAGGCAGAGUUAAGCAUUCCGGACAAGUCCCUGUAUCUCAUGAAUUUGUCUGGCGCAGUUGAGUUCAAGCAAGUGCUCCCCGAUGACAAAACCCUCCGCGAUCUUGGUCUCAAGCCUGGAGAUCGGGCUGGAAUCGAGCUCCGCAUCAACUACUACCAGGAGCAACCUGCCGAGGAGUACGUGAUGCCGGACAUGCUCGACCUCAAGGUCGUCAACGAACACGGCGAGGAGAGGAUGGUUACAGUUCACGUGCAAAGGCCCGUGAUGGAGAAGCCUUACCUGGGUGGAUUCCGGAACAAAGUGACAGACUCCAUGUACCAUCAUGCAGUCACCCAGACAGCCCCGGUGCAGAAGAAGGAUGUGCACACACUUCGCUUUCAUCGCGAGGCGCAGACCUAUGAGUACCGGACGCGCUCAACGCAGUGCAAGCGGGACAACGGGACGCAGAUGGACAAGGUCGGACUCUAUAUCGAUUGCCGCGGUGACAAGCUGAUGGAGCCCCGAAGACCCUACUUCAGCAGUGCGGACAAGGCAGCUCUCUUGCUAGAGAAGUGCGUGAUGAUCCAGUGCCAUGCCAGAGGCAUGCUGGCUCGGCGGCGCACCCGGCAGCUUCGGCAGAUGCGUCAGGAGCGCCACGAGCUGGCGCGGAAGGAAGCAGAGAGAAGGCAGCUAGAAGCCGACCUGCGGCACAAGAGAGAGGUCGAGCGCCGAAUGCAUCCACGAACCUUCGAGGACUUCAGCGUGCUCUACAAGGAGCUGGAGGCUUGGCGCGUGAACGAAGCCGCGCGAAUCCAGACCUCGGGUUUCGACGAGGCCACUCGUCGAGCUGCACAGCAUGAGCUCCUGCGCAAGGAGACGAAGCUCCUGCAGACAAUUGACAAGCUGAAGAUCCAGGCACACACCUCGAACAGAGAUGCGAAGAUCAAGAGCAAGCUCGAGUCGAUGUCGCAGCCGAAAGUUUGGGCGCAGGGUGAUGGUGAAACCACCACUGUCCACACUCCCUUCACCACAAGAGCUAAGGAGCUCAUGGACCUCUACAGCGGCCUCCGGCUCCCUUUGCUGACGGUCGAUGAGCGCUUGGACGUUCUGCUGCACGUGAAGUGGACGGUCAAGGAGUUCGACUGCAACCUGACGCGUGAGAUGGUCGACUUGAUCGACAGGGAGGCCGACAUGCUGAACAGGGGUCGUCCAGAGAAAUCCUUCGUAGGUCUUCGGAAACGCCUUGCGAAUCUCUUCCUCCAGUUCAUCGAGACGCCGGAGUUUAACCCAGAAGCCAUGAAGUUCCAGAAGGUCUCCCGUGAGUUCUAUGACCAAACUGGCACCCAUCCACUGAGCACCGUCCCGAUAAAGGCUCUAGGCUCCUGCCCUCUCGUCUCACCAGAAGCUAGGCUUGGGGACAUGGCCCUGGCCGAACGCUCGAGCCGCCCCUCGCUGGGGGCACCGACUCCGAAUGGCUCCACUCUCUCCAAGGAUCAUCCGCCCACAACCCCCGACAAGCGCCACAGCUGCCUGGACGACCUCAGUGAUCUGGGAAAUCCCAGCGAGGCUGGAUUUGAGGCUGGCGAUGGGCCGUCUGACAUGGAAACGGAGGGUGGCAAUGCAGCCAAGUGA